This is a messenger RNA of Amoebophrya sp. A120, 3991 nucleotides long. The record is from the annotation of a GenBank genome assembly. Lineage: Eukaryota; Dinophyceae; Syndiniales; Amoebophryaceae.
CUGUGGUGUAUCGUUACCUCCACAGAAUUAGAAAUGGGUUCUUUUGUUCAGAUUUGAGUUCCCUUCAGUGAACAAGAUCAAGAACUCUUCUUACAGCGGACUACCUGAUCAGACCCAGACGCUCCUGUCAAUUACCAGUCCAUCGUUCGAAACAGGAUCCAGAAAAGAUCACGCAAGACGAUCGGAAGUUCCAGUUCCUUUAGUCUGGACAGCUCCCCGUUCACGUUUGUGGAAGGAUCAACGGGCGAACGGAUAUGGACCGUUCUGACAUGCCAGAUCGCGCCUGCUCUGAAACUGCAGAUCUUGUCUCGACACUUUUUCAAGAUGGAUCCGCGCAGGAAAUGGCAAUGGGUUCUGGAAACACAAAACUAGCAUCGAUAGCGCGCCUCGCUAAGCUAUCUCUCUUCAAAAAACGAGGGCUUCUUUUUUUGAUCAUUUACAGGGGCUGUUUCAUUCUCCAUCUAUAGCAUUGUAUUAUCUUCAUCUACUAGUACUGACGACGUACUACACCUUUAUUCCAACUCAACAAGUUUCAAAAGUAACAAGUUUCAGCUCUGUAGCAUCGUGGUUUCACAAAGUUCUAUGAUUUUUUUCGAUAGCCCGUCUGAAUACGAUGUGUAGUCGUGUAUUUUUCAUGGUCAGAACGGCAGCGAGACUCUACCUCAAAUAAAAAUGAGUAAACAGAAGCAGCACUCGCCGCGAGUCGAUAUUUCCCCCAGCACUGUUGGGACCUCGACAUCGAGCGCUUCUUCGUGUCCACGGGCGUUGAAGAUCAUCUACAAUGGGCGCGAUGGAAACAACUGGCAGGAUCUCCCAAGCUCAGUGAUCGGUAACCCGCGACACUAUGCCUUGGUGUCCGAAGGGAGCGGGCAGUACCAGCAAUCGAAUUUGAAGUGUUUGAUUUGCAGCAAGGUUCCUUCGCAGACUGGUGGGCUUCCGCAAUGGAAAAACGUGAACUGGGACAACUACCACGCCGACGGCAAGACGCACAGGGACAAUUUGCUUCACUCGUACAACAAGGGCGUGCAAUUCGAACGGCGAUGCCGCAACGAAUUCGGGCUUUACCUCAUCGGCCAAAGCUCGUGGGUGUGUCCCCAGACGGCACAAGACAACCCGGAGCUGCAACGAGUUUACCGUGGCGACCUGGAAGCACAGCAGACGAAUGCCUCGCAUGGACGCUGCAAAUCGGCGCCCAAGAGCGCGCCGAAGGGUACGGGAAGAGGCGCGGCAGGGCCCCUCUACAACAACAGAGCUCCUUCCUCUGCGUCGAGUUCUUUCUCGAUGUGGCAGAGCCCGUCAGCGUAUCCUCCAAGCUACGACGGGCCUACCGACCUGUCAGUAGGCAGCGGGUCAAGAGACUCAUCUCCAUUCGGGCCGGGCAACACCGAACUUGGGCAUUCUGCGAUUCCGAUAUUGCUGCUUCCGCCAAGCCCACCGCAGUGGGACGGGGAAAAUUGUCCAGCAGGAAGCUGGCAGCGCUUUUGUCGCCUUUUGACAAGUGGUGUUUUUGGGGCAGUGGCGGGCCGGAUGCAGGAAUUUGCGCAAGACCUCGCCAAAUUAGACGACACCCUACUUCGCGAUGCAUUUCUCGGCUCCGAAUCAGGCACGACAGGCACCCACGCGGUCAGUCUGGAGGAUAUCCAGAAUGGAAAGAAGUGGUAUCUCGAACGGUUGCAGGCCCAUCUUGCGGCCCAGGUGCCAGUAGCUCAGACUCAGACGAGCGCCGCUGGUGGACCACGUGCGGAUACAUCCCCGAGCUUGGAAAGAUCAUUUGGUUGGCCACGGGCAUCAAACGGUGCAAACGACAAGGGCAGCAGCGGACCUUCACCUCUGCCUGCCUCCACUGGGCCUGUUGCUGCUGCGUCGAGGUCGAAGACGGGUAGUCGUGCAACCGAUCCUCCUGUUGGAGGCAAUAAAGACCCCACUGCUGCAGCUUUACCGCGUUCACGCGGGAAAGGAAGCACGAAGCCGAGUAGCACCCCAGCCGCUCGUGCCUCCGGUGAUGUACAACAAGGCCAGCAACCUGCUACAGCUCACCGCAAGCGCAAUAAAAACCCUCGUCCUCCUGUGAGGACAGUCGAAGUUUCGCUUGCAUCACCGCCCGGGCCGUGGAAUCCGCCUGUUUCGACAUCCUGGCCGAGCGGAAGCGCUACGGCCAGCGACCACGAGCGGGACGAGGUGGAGGAGCCGGAUCCGCUGAGCGACCCGGCCUUCAUGCGUUUGAACAUGGAUCUGAGCAACAUCAUGAAGAAGCUGAGUAAAACGUCGGACAACCAGUUCCCUUCCGAGAUUCGUGAUUGGAUAAGAGACCACCCCAGCCACGGCGUUUUCGAGAAAUGGAAGAAUGUGCUCAAGCGGGAACGCACGUACGAUGACCUCUGCCAGACCGGGGACGAGUUCCAAAUCGCAACAAAGGACAUGGAAGGCUAUCUGAACUUCCUAGACCACGCACGCGAUAUUGAGCCUGCGCCCGAAGAAACGCUGCGGCUGAUGCGCGAGCGUUUGGAGCCUGCAGGCCUCAUUGACGUGUGCGGCGACACGUACAAAGACGCACUGCUUUACUUGCAGUUGCAAGACUUCCCUCAGCUUCGAGACAUCAUCCAGUUGAUCGCCAAAAAGUGGAGGCAACAGCCGCGGACGAAGCCGGCUGUCGAAGUGCCUGCUUGUGGCGCGGGAACAGCAAAAAGCAGUUGCUCGUCCAAUUCGCUUCUAAAGCUUUUUCCAGACCCGGCGAGCCGGAAACUUGCAACGACUUUUCGGGAUAACAUUGGGAGAAUAGAAAUGUUCAUUAAGCACAUUCACAGCUUGCCGCAUUUUGAACAAUUUGCUCUUGAGGUGAUUGGCGACGCGGAAGUGAAACGCACGUAUCGCGAGGCGGCGCUUAGCCCCGGCGGGAUACCAGCUGAGAUGCGGCGCGUUCAGAAUUUCAUCUGGAAUCGUGGCCGCUGCCCGACCUGCAACACGUGCUGUGAGCCAACGGGAACGCAAUGCACCACGCACGAUCAAUUUGGUGAGAACACAAGGCCCUCGUGGGCGAGCGAUUGGGUAGACGAGAGAUGCAUGGCGCAUUUUCUGUGGCCUUUGUUCCGUAAUAUGGUGGUGCACAUGACGUGUCUGGCACCGUUUCAGAUGUCGGAACCGCGGCAGUUCAGGCGCUUCUUUGACUUGAAAAAUGGUUUGGUUACAUGUCUGCAGAAGGAGUGUGGGCGAAUCCUUCGCGAGGGAAGGCAGGGACGCGUGCCUGCGAGUGUAGACGCUGCGGAAAGUGCUGAGAGCGGGCGUAUCGACGGAACGAAGAUGCUAUGGAUGGUUCUUUUAGACAAGUACCCGUUUGUGGCCGAGCACGUGAACAUGGUGCGCGGUGCCUGGAAAGUCCUCGACAUACCCGCGUCCGGCGAGAACCAUUAUCAUGGGCGAUCGGAGUUGCACAUCGCCGCGUGGGAGGGAAGCCAGGAGCAAGUGCGACGCGUUUUGCAAAAAUAUAGACAAGGCGCGGAAGAACAGAAGAUACCUCUUGGCAUUUUUGUGGAGUACACGAACAGCUUCCGUAUGACGGCGUUACAGGAGACGAGGAAAGCCGCCGAGUGGAAAAGAUUCACGGAUCGAGACGAAGCAGGCGCCGAAAACUUGGACGCCAUUUGCAAAAUCAUCGAGGCUGCAAUUGAGGAGGACGAAUGAGCAGCUUUGCUUGGACACUCAUCGGCCGGCGUCACUGAUUUCUACUUUUGGGGCCACGAAAACAUGGCCACAGACACAUACGGAAGAGAAGGCAUGGUGGCUCCACCAGCACCACACAAGGUGAAAUUGAAAGACGAGCAACGCAUGCCACGACGCGUGAAAAAGCCCACGACUGGACCAAAAGGAAAAUGAUCACUAUUCAAGAACCAAAGCCAAGCAACAUUUCAAGUUUUCUCGUAUCCCCAUGAUUUCAGAAAAAGAGCUUGAGUUUCCAGAUCAUCUUUCGGAAAAAGGUCAUGCUGUUGUUCUUUCA